Molecule: messenger RNA, 1105 nt
Organism: Suncus etruscus (white-toothed pygmy shrew)
Lineage: Eukaryota; Metazoa; Chordata; Mammalia; Eulipotyphla; Soricidae
Product: F-box/LRR-repeat protein 12-like
Exons: 5
Coding region: 35-1105 (356 amino acids)
Biological process (GO): SCF-dependent proteasomal ubiquitin-dependent protein catabolic process
Cellular component (GO): SCF ubiquitin ligase complex
Molecular function (GO): protein binding
Source: RefSeq, a predicted model, not a curated record
UUGCCCAGGAUCGCCUCGGGGACCCCGCGGGCUGAUGGCGUCUCUGAACAGCCUGCCGGACCUGGUGCUGGUGGAGAUCUUCUCGCUCCUCCCGGAGCGGGAGCGGGUCCGCAACUCCAGGGUCUGCCGGCGCUGGAAGAGGCUCCUGCGGGACCCCUCGGUGUGGCGACACGCGGACCUGCCCCUCCAGGAGGUGCGCUUCAAGAUCAUCUGGCAUGUCCUGCGCCGCUACAUAAGGUCCAACCUGCAGUCGCUGUCCCUGCAGGGCUACGUGCAGUCGAAAUCCAUGUUGUGCUCCACGUUCCAUAGUAUUCAGCCCGAGUUCUUCCAGGUGCUGAGCAAGAAGUGCUUCCGCCUGCAGCGCCUCAGCAUCCGUUUGGCUGAACUGCUGUCCAUUCCCAUGGCCAGCCUGCCUCGCACCCUGCGCCGGCUGGAGCUGCUCAGCUGUGACAUCUCCCUGGUCUGGAUGGCUUGUAAGGAGGACGAGGGCGCGCUGCCUCACCUGGAGGAGCUGGUGCUGGACCACGUGCCCACCUUCCAUGACCGCCACCUGCUGCGCCUCAGAUGCUUCCCUGCACUGUGCUCUCUCUUCCUCUGUGGCACCUACGGCAUCACCCAGGAAGGGCUGGACAGUGGCCUCCGGGAGCUGAGCCACCUGCAGAGGAUCGAGAUUCUGGGCAGCUACAUCUCCACUGACAGUGCCCUGCAGUCCAUCAGCCGCCACCUUCGGGAUGUGCGCCACAUCCGGGUGACUGUUGGGACCCUCACAGCCACAGGCCUGGAGGCGCUGGAGGGGCUCCCCAAGCUGGCCAGUCUCUGUCUUUUCUCGAAGUGUGGCACUGAUGAGUUGUGCCUGAUCCCAUUUGCAGCCCUCCUCUCCUCCUGCCUCACCUUGCCCCGGCUGAGGGUCCUGGAGCUGCAGGGGCAGGGCUGGGAGGGGCAGGAAGCUGAGUCGAUGCUGAAGGAAGUACAUGGCCAAGGAGAAGGGACCUGUCCUUCUUGGCAUAUAGGCACCUCCCUCACUCUCCACUUUCUCGGUGAUUGGAUUUCAUGUUCCACACUGCCCGUGAUGAUGCCAGGGCUCUUCAAGGUGUUCAGCCAAUAG